Molecule: messenger RNA, 1496 nt
Organism: Manacus vitellinus (golden-collared manakin)
Lineage: Eukaryota; Metazoa; Chordata; Aves; Passeriformes; Pipridae
Gene: CUNH22orf15
Product: chromosome unknown C22orf15 homolog
Exons: 5
Coding region: 533-1288 (251 amino acids)
Source: RefSeq, a predicted model, not a curated record
UGCCCCCGAACCACUGCUGCCAGAAUAUUGCACAGCAACAUUUGGGCACCAAAUGGAAGAUGCAGCUGGCACAUGAGCCACGUGCAUCACUCUGACAGGCCAGGGGGGCAGGAAGGUGCUGGCUGUGCACAGUGCAAGAGCAGCUACGAGCCCAGCCCCGUGCUCACCCUGUUCUGCCAGCUUUAUUCCCUUCCUGCAUGAGGAAUGAGAGAUACUCACUGAACAGAAGGAACUCACACAUGCAAAGGCAGUUUUAUUCCAACUGCCCACAGUUCCUUCUAGCCUGCAAUACCCCACUGCCUUGAGCUCCAGAGUAGGACCAGCACAGGCAGGAUUCUCAGGCAGAUUUUUCCAGAGGCAUCCAAUCAUCUUGCAGAGGAGGCCACACUGCCCUUGCAGCAAUGCUGGGCUCAGCUGGGAGCAGGGUGGGCAGAUGUGGCACCGCCACAGCCCAGAUGAGCUGCAGGACAAACAGGGGUAGGAAACACCACAAGACUGCAAAAAGUCUGAAAUUCAGACUGGCUGGGAUCACAUGGAGCAGGCAGCCUUCCCAAAAGGCUGCUGUUUAGCUCAGUCUCUGCUCUACCCCCCCUUCUCCCACCCCGCAGCUGCAGGAGGCUUGGGAACCUGCAGGGGCCAUUCCCUGUUGCUGGGAAAUCUGGCUACUGAAACCACAACAGUGUCAGUGGCAAACACAGCCUGUUCCCUGGGCACUCCAGAAGCUCCCACCACUGCCUGCAGGAAGGCACCCGGCACAAGCAGCCCCUCAGCACAGCCCUGGGCCCCCAGCAAAGGGGAGCAGCUCUGGGAGAGGAAAGCCAUGUUCAUCACAGUGAGAUACGGAGCCAACUGCCAAGUGAUGGUGAACCUGCAGUGCUCUGUUCUGAUCCUCACAACUCACCUGAAGAGGAAGUGUCAGUGCAGGCCUGAAGACUGCAUUGAUCUUUUGGAUGAAACAGGCACCCUGAUGAACCUGAGCAAAGUGGAAAAUCCUGCAUCCGAAUACAGCAGUAAAUACCUCCAGGAAAGGGAGCACUACAUCCUCAUCAGAGUCAUCCGAGACAAAAACUCUGAAGCCACCUCCUAUGAAUCCUUGCUAGAGGACCUGGAGAAACACUACCCUGACCUAACAGAUCGGCUGCAGCAGCUCUCGGCAAAGACCCAGAGGAGAGACCAGUGGAGGAAGGGAACCUCGCAGAGGAAGGCUCAGCCCCACUUCAGCACCCAGUUAAGGAACAAAACCACCUCAAAGAAGAAGAGGGGCUCAGAGUUCAAGACCCCUAAAUGAGGAACAGACCCAUUCCUGGUCACGUGCACAGCACAGCCACCACCAGGACUCAGCCACCCCCCCAGCUUAUUCCUAGUUCAGCAAGAGUCCCUUGCUACUGAGAUCCUCUUCCUGGGGUGCCCUGCUCCUCAAAGGUUCACACUACCACAUCCAAAGCUGUAUCCUGACAAACCAGGCAAACACAGCACCACAGCCAGGCACAAGCAGC